This is a messenger RNA of Pomacea canaliculata, 2491 nucleotides long. RefSeq names its product HEAT repeat-containing protein 3-like. NCBI's taxonomy places the organism in Eukaryota, Metazoa, Mollusca, Gastropoda, Architaenioglossa, Ampullariidae. The coding region runs from base 86 to 2041 and encodes 651 amino acids. The transcript is spliced from 16 exons. Gene Ontology annotation, biological process: protein import into nucleus; ribosomal large subunit biogenesis. The record is from RefSeq and is a predicted model, not a curated record.
UGUAUGUCGUAUUUACAAUACAAAUAUGGCGACGACCACGCACUGCCAUGUGUUUUAGGUAUCGGUGUGAAAAGCAUCACAAGAGAUGGGCAAGAAAAAGGAAAAAAGAUUUCGUGCUGUAAAAAACCAGCCUACAGGACUCCUUGAAAUAAGAGACGAUAAUUUAGCCGAGUGUUUAGAUGCAAGAUCACCAGCACUUGUAGCCGAUGUCCUAUCUCAGCUGCAAAGCCCAGAAGAAGAGACAAGAGAAUGUGGAUGUGCAACACUAGCAGCCUUGGUGGCCCAGCCUGGAGCCAUCCCAAUUUUAAUGAAAGCCAACGUUGUUCGAAUCUUGGCACCUCUUGUUCUUGAUCCUUCCCCAAGUGUUAAGCAUAGGGCACUUGGUGCACUCAGAAACAUGACAGUUGAUGGAGGUGAAGAAGUUUGCCAGGAGAUGGUGAUGAAAGAUGUAAUAACACCAUUAAUUGCACUCCUCAAACAGUUUGAGCCUGGAUGGCAACCAGAAAACAUCAAGCUCAAGCAUAUGGACACCAAAUUAAGUAUCUUCACUGAGGCUAUCCAUGUCUUGUGGAAUCUAUGUGAAGCAAGUGAUACUGCAGUUCAUGCCUUUAAUAGAGAGCAGCUGCUGCCAGUUCUGUUGCCAUGCCUGCAGCACUCAGUCUAUGGCUUUUCAUUAGCUACUGCAGUUGCUCAGUGCUUGUACAGCAUUACUGAUGACAACAAAGAAUCCAUUGCCUUUUGUCGAAGAGAUGAGAUAUUAUCCAGUUUGCAGUCCUUGGCACAAAGGACAGAAGACACGAGCUUGUCAAGGCUCUUUCAGGCUGCCAUUCUUGGUAUAUUGACCAAUGUCAUGGGGGAGGACAUUAUGACAGGACCAGGUCUAGUUUCCAUGGUCACAGCAAUGGCAGAAAUUCUGAACAGUGAUUUGGCCAGUCUAAUCAGUGCCACACUGAAAAUGACCCAAGAGAAUGAAAUUCCUGAGACAAGUGAGGGUCAUAAAGACAAUGUGGAAGAGACUACAAUGUGGAGCAAGAAUCAGAUGGAAAUCAGUAAUGCCAUAGAUGCCCAGAAGCUAUGUCUUGUCUUGGUAACCAACAUGUGCUGUUUACAAGAUGAAGACUGGGAGGACAUGGACAGUAGUGAUUCAAGAUCCUCUGAUGAGUUGGUCAAUGAUGUUGACAUGGAAGAUGUUGCAGGCAGUAGCUCAACCCCAGUCUGCACUACAAGUGAAGUUCACGCUGUACUUGCCAGCAGUAAUAUCAUUGGAAAGGUGGUGCAGUUGUCAUGCCCUCUUCCAGAUGAAUUGUUACACCAGUUAAAAGCAUUCAGCUGGGGAAGACAGAUUUUCAAAAGACUGAUACGGCUUCGUAUCCAUGCAUUGCUUUGUCUAAACAACCUUGUUGAUUCCAUGGCAACCGAAGCUCUUGGUGGCAUGGAAGUGCUGCAUGGGUUGUGGGAUGCCCUUGCACAGCAAGUGAUCGCUGCUGACAGAGAUGUCCAAGCACCAGAGGGAACCGAGUCCCUUUCUCAGCAGGAUCCUGAUUUGCUUGAAGCAGUGGCUAGUGCCAUGCGAGCUGUGAUCCAGAAGUUAGGGCAGUUAGGAUCACCUAAAUUCUCUACAAUCACUGCAGGAGAUUUGCAUUUUCUAGUCAAGAUGGUAGAGGGAGCCAGCAGUAGGACACAGGUGCACAUUGUUCGAACAGUGGCCACUGUUGCUGGAAUGCUAGCGAAAAUAGAUCCUCAGCAUACUGUGGUGCAGGAAGUUGGGGGCUUUCUGAUGAGUGUGGCUGGGCAGAGUGCUGAUGUCGUCGUUGUAGCAGAAGCUCUAGACUCUCUCUUUGACCUUUUUGCUGAUGAUGCAACAGACCCCAUUGCACAGCAACUCAGGUUAACUGAGAGACUGCAAGCUAUUUUGCCUCUGCUGAAGGCAAAGUUGCAGGGUCAAAGGAGAUCUUUGGGAGAGGACUUUGUGACUGUUAGUGCAGCCAAAACAAACCUCAUCCGCUUCAUCAAAUAUAAAGAACUUAUGUCUAAGUCAUGAACAGAUUUUGUCGAAGGCACACAGUUUGGAUUUCAGCAAAAGUAAAUUUCAAUUUUAGCAGUAAUUUAAAGGCUUUUUUAUGGACAAGUGAAAGAUGGAUUUUAGUGUGUUUUAAAUAUGUUAAGGUGAAACAAGGGUUCAGGUUUAUAACAUUAUUCAAUGACCUGAGAUCAGUUCUUGAAUGUGAAACAGGUCUAGAUGAAACAAAUGAUGUGAUUUCAUAUUACUUUCGUUUCUUUGGUUUGUUUCUCUGCCUUCCUGCAUAGCAGGUUUCAGCUGCAGGUAAAGCUUAUUUCAGGGUUAACCUCUUAACUGCUUAUACAGUGCAGUCACUAUGCUGCACAGGUGAUAUGGUCCUCUGGCUUCCUUCAUGGCUUGUGCAACCAUUGUUGUCAUUUGCUGGGAUAGUUGAUGGUCACUUGCUGUAAAUAAAUUUCUUUAAAGAAUGCA